UAAAGAUAGGUCUCAGCAAACAGGAAAAAAUUGCUAGUUGACGUGAUUAAUGAGCAGAUGGUUUGGAUUUAACGUAUGGUCAUCCAAGCUAAAGCCCAUUUUAUUAGUCAGGGUUGCAGAAGAAUAUGUACAUUACCAAACAUAAUUUCCGAUGUUUUCCAUCAGUCGUAACCUUAAUUAAUUCAGAAGUCCAUGUAUAAUACUUGUCCGGCCAACCGUCGGAAGUUUCUAGGAAUUUUCCGAAGACCAUCAAGUGUCAUCUUUGAUGGGUAAGUCCGGAGGCCAUCGAUGGCGGAGAACUCUGAUUCUGGAAUGAAAUAGUGAGGUUAUAUUGAUUUCAGACUUUGAGUAGAAUCCCAAUUAACCAUCCUAGAGCAACACAAAUAUUUGUGUCCAGCCUGAUAGAUUUCGCUUCUUUUGCUGCCUUAUACUGUGUUUUCCAAUUUUUUUUUUCUAACAUUAAUACUAGCUACAUGAUUCUUUACAAUUCUCAAUUCUUUUUGAACUUCCGUUUUUGUGUCUUUGAUGCAUUGUUUUAGUAUAUGUGAAUACCUUUCCACAUGGAUGGGUACUAUGGAAAUUCUUAAAAGAGUAUCCAGAUGGAGAUUUGUCGUAUUUAGCGAUGUUCUUAUUUGUUUUACCUUUAUUUAGAGAGAGAAGAGAAAGAUUGAGAUCAAGAUUGUAUGAAGAGGAACGAGAAGAACAGGUAAAAAUGGAAAAAGCAGAAGAGUGAUACAGAUGGUGAUAAGUGGAAAUGAAGCAGUAAAGGGGCAGACAAAGAAAGAGUUCUUGCCUCUUUGGUAGACGUGGUAAGUAGACAAAGUUGGAGUAAAUGAAGUGUGUAGUUUGAGUAAUUUGGUGCUGUAGAAGUGUCUGAAAAAGAAAAAGAAGUAGAAGAUCGGAAAGAACAAAAGGUUCUCAGAUUUUGGGGGAGUACAGACCUUGUAAUUAUAUAUGGCGUUGGAGUUAAUCGCAGGUUCAGUAUUUGCAGUGCUGUAUGAUCGUGUUUCGCGAGCUAUGGAAAGGAAAUCAGAGUUCAGAUACCUCCUCACACAUAUGAAACGCACCCUAGAGUCUUUAACAGGACAGGCCAGAUUCAUUCAAGAGAUACGGGAGUUUAAUGAUGAACUGAGUCUCCCGAACCAUGACAUAGCUGAUCUUGAAACACAAAUGAUCGAAGGUGCACAACUCGUUGGCAGGUUGUCCAGUUUUCGUAUGUACAACUAUUGCUGCAUGGAUGGUUGUGACGACCAACUUUAUGAAUUGAAUAGGUCUCUUGAUAGACUUUUAGACAACUUGCAGCUGCAGCAAGCAAGGGAUGUGAAGGAGAUCUUGAAAUUGUCUAGGCAUUUGAAACAAAACAUGAUGCACAGAAGAUCAAUCACAGAAUCACAUAACAUGACACCUGCACAAGAACUAAACCAUUUAUGCAGCACACCAGAAGCUUUCCUAGUCGGAUCAGGAAUAACCACCUGGAUUCACACUUUCAAUACCAGCAGCCACAGCUUGUCCAAUAGCAUUCAUCGAGGCAAACAUCUUCAAUGAUCAGAAACGAGCAGCUGCACAAUGGAAGAAAGUCUUCUAUGCUUCAACACUUUAUGCUUCAGAAUGGGGCUGAGAAUGUAUGCAAUAGGCAGUGUUGAACAUAGGGACUUUCUCUUCCUUUUAUAUUGGCCAAAACUUUAUCCUCGGACUCAUCCCAUAAGGAGUCCUGAUUCUACUUCAUAUUUAUCACGAGACUUAAGCUUUAUCACAAAACUUUAUGUUAAUCAGGUUAUUAACAAUGAGAGUCCUACUUCUAUUAAGAGAUAUACAUCUCAAUAGAUUAACUGGUAUUAGAAUUACAAUUAUAUAUUUCUUGUUAUUUAUUUAGUUAAAUCAAUUGUUUCAUUUACUUAAUGCAAUUAGAUAAUGUUAAGUCCACUUUAUUCUAACAAAAACCGCGACGAUCGUGAUGAAAUGAAGGGUAUGUUGAAGAUGAUACUGCAGCAGAUCAAUGAUCCCGAAAUGAAGGGCCUAGUGAAGAAGUUACUGGAGCAGAAUCCAGGGGAUUCAAUAGAGACCUCAAGUUCCGCUUCAGGAAGUAAUACAGAAAGAGAAGGGAAUAACGAGACACAAGUGGAAUCACUAGGACUAUUAGAGGCAGCAUUUCGGGUUCUAUACAUGUGAAGGACAAGUCGACUUUGAUGCCUGGACUAAUUAUCGGACAUCUCAAAUCCACACUAGACUGCUUAAAGCCAUUGGUAGAAGAUAUAGCACAGCACAACAACAAGGCACUGGAUUGCCCACAGAAGGAACUAGAAACUUUUCGAAUGCAAAUGAAGAAUGGUGUAGAGCUAGUUCGCAAGUGCUCAAAGUUUAAUGAAUGGACCAGCAACGAAACUUACAAAUAUACCAGCCAACUUUUUGAAUUGGAUGAGUAUCUUCAAAGGCAGUUGAGUGUACUAAUGCUGCAGGUAGCGAGUGAUGUGAAGGAGACCUCGGUUAUGCUAAAGAAUGUACGAAAGGUGGUGGAGAGAAUAGAAGGGAUAAGUGGUGUGGCUAAAAAUCAACAACUUGCAUUGAAUGUAGUGGAAGUGGAUGAAACAAGGGAUGUGAGGGAGACGACAUUGGUUUCAGCAAGUAAUGUAGAGGCAGAGUUGACUCUAGUGGAUGGCGAGGAUGAUGAGAUACCUGGACCGCCAUCAUUUACAGUUGGAUUGGAGGAUCCUCUGGAGGAAUUGAUGAGGAUGUCUGGUCAGAAACCAAGAAAGAAGGAAAACUCAAAGAUGAAGCUUCUUAAGGAUGGAGUGGCAAUGCUUGACCCGACAGGGCCCUAUAAGAGGAUGAGGGCCAGGGCCAUGGCCAGGGAAAGGAACCCAAUCAUGUUAGGCGCAUUGAGGGAGUUCAGUUACAGGGAUCUGAAGGAAGCUACCAACAACUUUGACUUCAAGCACAUAAUAAGUCGAGGUGAAUGUGUGGUUUACAGAGGAUUGCUGUCGAAGGACAAUCUUGAAGUGGCAGUGAAGAAGUACUCCAGGGCAGAGAGCGAGGGUAAAGACGAUUUGUUGGCUCAGGUCACCAAUAUUAACCUGCUCCACCACAAACAUAUUGUCAGAUUGCCCGGUGAGUUAUUAGUAAUCAUCACUGCUAUCAUAUUGUCAGAUUGCUCGGUGAGUUAUUAUUCCUUUUUGGUAAUGCUCAACGAGUUUUAAAGUUUAUGAAUCAUGCACAUGCACAUGCACAUUCAUGUUCAAAUCAAUUGGGAAUAUCUUUAUCACUAUGAUUUGGGCCACCUUUAAGAGUUGAUGCCCGAGAAGCGAUUUACUAAACUAUGCUACGUACUCUUACAUAAUCUUCACUAGUAAAGUUUGCUAUCUAUCGUUGGUUAGCAUUGGUUGUUUUUUUCUCCAAUUGGUUUUCGUUAUGCCUUAAUGUUAUUCCUGCGAUUUUCUGUUUCUGUUUUGUUUUUUUGUUUGUCCUAUCCUAGUUGUGCUAUAAGUCCCAAAUUUGUAAAGCCAAAUAACUUUUACAAAGGUAAGUACAAUACUUCAGAGUUCAGACGGACAAGAUU
This is a messenger RNA of Rosa rugosa (rugosa rose), 3553 nucleotides long. RefSeq lists its product as uncharacterized. Lineage: Eukaryota; Viridiplantae; Streptophyta; Magnoliopsida; Rosales; Rosaceae. The coding region runs from base 2187 to 3194 and encodes 335 amino acids. The transcript has 2 exons. The record is from RefSeq and is a predicted model, not a curated record. Gene Ontology annotation, biological process: defense response to fungus.